Talaromyces amestolkiae is the source of this 678-nucleotide messenger RNA. RefSeq lists its product as uncharacterized. Gene Ontology annotation, biological process: transcription by RNA polymerase II. Gene Ontology annotation, molecular function: transcription coactivator activity. Gene Ontology annotation, cellular component: nucleus. The record is from RefSeq and is a predicted model, not a curated record. The coding region runs from base 1 to 678 and encodes 225 amino acids. The transcript is spliced from 3 exons. Lineage: Eukaryota; Fungi; Ascomycota; Eurotiomycetes; Eurotiales; Trichocomaceae.
AUGCCGAAGAAAGCAGCUGGCGAAAACUCCAAAAAGGCUGCUGGCAAUGCCAGAAAAGCCGAGGCUGCCGCCCAAAAGCAGGCUGUCGCAGACUCCAAACGCGCUGCUGAAGAGGAUACCGAAUGGUCAAAAGGAGCCAAGGGUGCCAGUGCUAAGAAAGAAUCAGCCGAAGCCAAAAAAGCCGAAGCAGCCCGCAAAAAAGCCGAGCGCGAUGCCCUGCUAGCCGAAGAAGAAGCCUCCCAACCUUCCAAAGCUAAAGGCGCAGGCGCCAAAACCGCACAAAAGAAGUCACGAGGUCUCGACCUUUCGCAGCUUGACAGCGAUCUCACMCCUGCUAGCCGUAAAGCAGCCACUUUGAAUGCGUCUGGUAUCGAGAACGCGCUCGAUGCGCUCGAACUGACCGAGUCCGGGAACAAUACCAAGAUUGACCGACACCCGGAGAGGAGAUUCAAGGCUGCCUAUGCGGCUUUUGAGGCGAGACGACUGCCGGAGAUUGAGGCGGAGCAUCCGGGAUUGAGGAAGAAUCAGCGGGUGGAGAUUUGCAGGAAGGAGUUUGAGAAGAGUGAUGAGAAUCCGUUUAAUAGGGUCAAUGUUGCUCAUGAUGCUACGAGGGAGGAGGUUGCGGCGAUUAGAGACGCGGAGAGAAAGAAGAUCGAAUCUCGACUGGGUGGGAAGUGA